Molecule: messenger RNA, 4917 nt
Organism: Leptonychotes weddellii (Weddell seal)
Lineage: Eukaryota; Metazoa; Chordata; Mammalia; Carnivora; Phocidae
Source: RefSeq, a predicted model, not a curated record
ACAGUUCAGUCAUUUUGUCGUAUAUUCACACAGUUGUGCAAUCAUCAUCACAGUCCAUUUGAGAAUAAUUUUAUCACCUCAAAAAGGAUCCCUGUUACCUCCUUCCAAUACUAGGUAACCACAAAUCUACUUUUUGUCUCCCUAGAUUUGCCAAUUCUGGACAUUUCAUGUAAAUGGGACUAUAUGAUACCUGGGGUUUGGUGUCUGGCUUCUUUCCCUUAGUGUGUUUUCGGGAGUCAUUCCUGCUGUGGCGUCCAGCAGGCCUUCCCUCCUGGGUGUUGCCAAAUAACAGUCCUCUGCGUGAAGGGAUCACAUGUACCUGCUGCCUCACGUGGGCAUCUGCGUUGUUUCUGCUUUCUGGCCAUAAUGAAUAAUACUGCUGGGAGCGUUCCUGCGUGAGGUUUUGUGCAGACAUAAAUUUUCCUUUCUCUUGGGUCUGUCUCUGUGGGUGGGGAUCGCUGGGCCACGUGGUAACUGUGUUUAACUUUUUGACGACCUGCCACACUGUUACUCAUUUUACUUCACACCAGCCCUGUGAGGCGGUUCUAGUUUCUCCACACCGUCCUCAAACUUGUUAUUGUCUGAUUUUUUAUUUUAGCCAUCCUAGAAUGAGUGUUGUGGUAGCUCACUUAUGGUUUUGAUUUGCAUUCCCUUCAUGGUUAAUGAUACCUAGUAUCUUUUUGUGAGCUUAGUAGCCAUUUAUUCAUCUUUGGGGAAAUGUCUCUUCAGAUCCUUUCCACUUGGUUUUACAAUGUGGUUAAUUGUCUGGUGGUUAAUUGUCCUGUUUAUUGUUGAGUUGUCAGAGUUCUUUCUUUAUUUUGGGUAUAUGAUCUGAAAACAUUGUUUCUCUCAUUCUGGGAAUUGUCCCGAGUCUCUUGCCGGUGUCUUGAAGCACAAUGUUUCAGAUUUUGUCCAGUUUAUCUGUUAUUUCCUCUUCGUGCUUGUGCUUUUGGUGUCACAUCUAAGAGCUGUUGCCACAUUGAAGGUGAUGAAAAUCUGUGCUUAUGUUUUCUUGUGAGAGUUUAAUAGUUUAAGCUUAGAUUUGAGAUCUUUGACCUGCUUUGGGGUUAAUUUUUGUAUAUGUUGUGAGGUAGGGAGCCAAAGGCAUUAUCCUUGGGUCCAAAAACAUACCCAAGCUUUUACAUUUUCAGUUAUCUUUGUGAUUUUUUUUUUUAAUUUAAAAAUUUGAGGGGGUAAUAAAUUGUUGUAGAUCUGAGGCUCUCACUAGCUGCCCUUGGGUAGAUUUUUAUAGAUGCUUGCUGAUUACAGUAAUAACCUCAGUCCCUAGCAUAUACUAAGCAGCCUACAGAAGUUAGGGUUUCCAGAGGGGACUGAGGAGAGAGAAGGAGUGAAUAGUUGGGUCAGGAACUCAGUAGGAAACUGAGUGUAGGGAAGGCUAGCAAAGCACCAUCCCUCCAGUUCCUAAUGUGUGACAAGGCUGCAGGCUGAUGCAAGCGGCUCGUGCUUGUGACUGGCUUGUUCCUAGGGAGCGAGGGGACCGGAUUCCUCCGCUCUGUAAUGUUUAGCAGUACAGUGCCGAUGGAAGUUGUUGUCUCGUCCUCGGGAGAAGGUGGUGCGUUGGUGGCCCAGGGAAGUGGAGUCUUGAUCUCUGUGCUGUAACCAUAUCCGCUCAUUAGAAGCACUGCCUGUUCUGCGCUGCUCCCCGCGUCACCCCGCUUCUCAUCCAAGUAGCCGUCACUGUGCGGCUUUUGUCUCCCAGCCACAUCGUGAUCCCUUCAGAGUUUUCCUUAUGUUAUUUUUUUAAACUCACAGUAAUAGAAUUUUAUUAUUUUUAGCAAAGUCAUAAUUUAGAAUGAGCAAAGAACGGAGACGCGUCAGGAUGAUAGCCAACAGAAGAUGUCUGCUAGUGAUUGCAGCAGUAAUUUCUGUUUGCACGAAGAAAAAACUUUAUACAGCUAUAAGCCUUUUGAAACUUGCUCUUUUCUGUAUUUUCUCAAUGUGUCUGAAAAUCGAUUGAGCUUUUAGGUUAGUAAGAUGCAAAUCUUGCCAUCCUCCUUUCAGAUUUCUUUACAAAGCCUCGUGAACCGUGGGAGGAUGUCAGAGUUUCCUGAAAGGACCUGUGCGUACAGGGAUUUGCCCAGACUGCCUGUCAGUAGACAUCCGUCUGAGCUUUCUACUCUUCAUCUUUUUGCAGACAGAAUCCACUCCCAAAUGCCUGGAAAUUCCUCACUGGAUCACUGGGCUUUCCACAGAGAUUCGUGAGCAGCCUUUCAUCUUCAGCCAGAAAGAAAGAUGUGGAAGGCUUCGGCGGGCCAUGCCGUGUCCAUCACCCAGGACGACGGGGGCGCCGACGACUGGGAGACCGACCCUGACUUCGUGAACGAUGUGAGCGAGAAAGAGCAGAGAUGGGGGGCGAAAACCGUGCAGGGCUCUGGGCACCAGGAACACAUCAACAUACACAAGCUGAGAGAGAAUGUUUUUCAAGAACACCAGACCCUCAAGGAGAAGGAGCUUGAAACAGGACCGAAAGCCUCGCACGGUUAUGGAGGGAAGUUCGGUGUGGAACAGGACAGGAUGGACAAGUCAGCUGUCGGCCAUGAGUACCAGUCGAAGCUCUCCAAGCACUGCUCCCAGGUGGACUCCGUCCGGGGCUUUGGAGGCAAGUUUGGUGUCCAGGUGGACAGAGUUGACCAGUCUGCUGUAGGCUUUGAAUACCAGGGGAAGACCGAGAAGCACGCCUCACAGAGAGACUACUCGAGCGGUUUCGGCGGCAAGUAUGGCGUGCAGGCCGACCGGGUGGACAAGAGCGCCGUGGGCUUUGACUACCAGGGCAGGACGGAGAAGCACCAGUCGCAGAAAGAUUACUCCAAGGGCUUCGGCGGCAAGUAUGGCAUCGACAAGGACAAGGUGGACAAGAGCGCCGUGGGCUUCGAGUACCAGGGCAGGACGGAGAAGCACGAGUCGCAGAAAGACUAUGUGAAAGGGUUUGGAGGAAAAUUCGGUGUACAGACAGACAGACAAGACAAAUGUGCUCUUGGCUGGGAUCACCAGGAGAAAUUGCAACUGCACGAAUCCCAAAAAGAUCAUAAGCCUGGUUUCGGAGGCAGAUUUGGUGUUCAGUCCGAGAGGCAGGACUCCUGUGCUGUGGGGUUUGAUUACAAGGAGAGACUGGCCAAGCACGAGUCCCAGCAAGACUACUCCAAAGGAUUCGGCGGAAAAUACGGGGUGCAGAAGGAUCGGAUGGAUAAGAACGCUUCCACGUUCGAGGACGUUGCCCAGGUGGCCCCUGCUUAUCAGAAGACCAUCCCCGUCGAGGCGGUGAACAGCAGAACAAGCAACAUUAGAGCGAACUUUGAAAACCUGGCAAAGGAGAAGGAGCAGGAGGACAGGCGGAAGGCGGAAGCCGAGAAGGCCCAGAGGCUGGCGAAGGAGAGACAGGAACAGGAGGAGGCCCGGAGGCAGCUGCAUGAGCAAGCCCGAGCCCAGAAGCCAACGCCCCCAGCCUCCCCGACUCCUCAGCCGGCUCAGGAGAGGCCACCCCCAAGCCCCGUCUACGAGGACGCGGCUUCAUUCAAGGCCGAGCCCGAGCCCGAGCCCGAGCCUGAGCCCAGGUACAGCAUGGAGGCGGCCGACUACCAAGACGCCGGCAGCCAGCAGGGCCUGGCCUACGCCUCGGACCCCGUCUAUGAGGCCACAGAGGCCCCCGGGCACUAUCCAGCAGAGGAAAACACCUACGACGAAUAUGAAAAUGACCUUGGGAUCACGGCCGUCGCCCUGUACGACUACCAGGCUGCGGGCGACGAUGAAAUCUCCUUCGACCCCGACGACAUCAUCACCAACAUAGAGAUGAUCGAUGACGGCUGGUGGCGCGGGCUGUGCAAGGGCAGGUAUGGGCUCUUCCCGGCCAACUACGUGGAGCUGCGGCCGUAGGUGCCCGGCGGGAGGCCGCUGUACAAACCGCUUUUAUACGUGAUCCUUCCACUGAUGCUUUUGGAAAUGCUCAUGCCACUGAAUUCGCUAAUAUAUUGUAAUCACACACCUUAGGAGGACUCGGGUAAUCGAUUUUAUGCAUUUAAGGCAUUUUCUUUGUUUCUGCCAAAUUGACUGUCACGUGGAGCCACUUCGGGACCCUCGGCUGUCCUGAGUGCAUGCUGUCCUCGCCCCACCGGUGGCGGUCGGGACCCCUGACACGCUGCCUGUGCUCGGACCGGCCACGCGCUGUUGGGCGGGAGUCACUGUCCCCGGCAGAGGGGGGACUGACGGGAGGCUGGGACUGAGAGCAGGGGUGCAGCGGGCGGCAGCUUUAGCUCUGGGUGGGAGCACCUUCGCGUUUCCCCAGACCCGCGCUCUCCCCCUCCCUCCCUUGUCCCUCCCCUGGCACCUGCUGCCAGGAGGGCUGCUCCUGCCGCGGCUCCUGCCCCCGAAGCAGCGUCACGCAGCGCUGGUGCACACCGCCCCCUCCGGGCGGCCCCGGACGGCCCCGGACGGCCCCCCGCUGCGGGAAGGCAGCCGCCUUCACUGUCGUACCCUGCCAGAAACAUUUUUCCCGUCAAGGCACUCGUGUUCAUUGUGCCAAAAUACCACGUCACAUGACAGUCAAAUGCGAUCGAUUGACUUGGCUAAAGAGUGAAGCGGAGAGUGCGUUCUCCCACCCCGGACGCUCCCCGUGGACACUGCCUGGGAGCACAUCGCCCUCCUGAUAGCCGGGGAGGCCAGGUCAGCACUGGCAACGGUCCGGGGCAGUCUUUCCGGAAGAUUCUGUCGCGGUGUCUCGGGUGUUGGGGACAUGAGCGUCUACUUCCUAAAGUGCGUUUCUGCAUAAUCCUUGCUUUACCACAAUUAGGUCGGGUUUUAUAUGCAAUUAUUGUAUCUACGUUCUUGUAGCACACAUCAUAGGUAUGAUUUUUUUUAAAUUAAAUAUUCAAAAUAAACUUUUUUGAUCCACUUGCUUGCUGA